AUGGGUAAACGGGUGUUCGUAACAGUGGGUACAACGCGCUUCUCGGGACUCGUUCAGGCGCUAGAGAACGAGCAGGUUCUCCGGUCGUUGCGCAGGGCUUGGGACUGCGACACACUGGUGGUCCAGCACGGAUCAGGUCCAGCACCAGCGAGAGCUUGCAUCGAGCGUCAUGGUAUGACCCUGGAAAGUUUUCCGUACUCGGAUUCAUUACGGGAUGAACAGGAGAGAGCGGACCUCAUCAUUUCGCACGCUGGUGCGGGCUCGAUCCUCGAAGCACUCGAACAUGCUAAACCGUUGGUUGUCGUCGUCAACGAAAGUUUAAUGGAUAACCACCAAUGGGAACUUGCCCGUGCACUUGCAGAACGAAAGGCGCUCGUCGCUACCACGUGCGCUGAGCUAGGGCAGGCGUUGGAGCAGGCUCGUCGUCACCGGCAGCAGAGACCGUUGCCACCGGCUUGUCGUGGGGUGCUCACGCGAGUUCUCUUCGAAGAGAGCUGA
Molecule: messenger RNA, 498 nt
Organism: Cyanidioschyzon merolae strain 10D
Lineage: Eukaryota; Rhodophyta; Bangiophyceae; Cyanidiales; Cyanidiaceae
Exons: 1
Coding region: 1-498 (165 amino acids)
Biological process (GO): dolichol-linked oligosaccharide biosynthetic process
Molecular function (GO): hexosyltransferase activity
Source: RefSeq, a predicted model, not a curated record